UAUAAAUACCCCCACCUAAAGUCCCAUAAGAUCCAUCACAUCUACAAUACAACACACAUCCCAGUGGUUUAGUUCACAGCCUAUAUUGCCAUUCCAGUCUUUCUCAGUUUCUCCUCUCUUAAAACUCUCUUUCAUACAAGCAAAAAUGAAGCUUGUUUUCGCAGCUUUGCUUAUUGUUUCACUGCUUCUGAGCUCCUCUUUCUUCCAAGCCACCAUGGCUCAGGCUACCCCCCCAAGUGGUUAUCCCUGCGAUUCCAAGUGCACAGACAGGUGCUCCAAGGCGGGAGAAAAGAAACGUUGCCUGACAGACUGCGGGGUCUGCUGCAAGAAGUGCGAAUGUGUUCCGUCAGGGACUUUCGGAAACAAGUCAGAGUGCCCUUGUUACAGAGACAUGCUCAACUCCAAGGGCACAUCCAAGUGCCCUUAAAGAGAGAGAGAUACUUGUUCACUCCCCCAUUUCCCCACUUUUGUCUCUUACUUUCAUCUUAGUUCUAGCUAGCUAUUGAUUGAUUGUUUAAUAAGUUUGGGUUAGUAAUAAGGAAGUGCUUUUUCUCUCUUUUGAGAGCCAAAAAUGAAUAUGAUAAAUUAUUUAUUUAUCCACAAAAAAAAAAAAAAAAUUGAAUAUGAGAAAUUUUACUGUCAAAAUUGAGAAAAAAGUGUAUCCUAAAAGCUAACCGAAAGAAUGCCGGUGUAGGUAUAUGAUUUAUGUUCGUCUCAAGCUUAUGUGGCUGGUAAUUAAAUUUGGGAGUCAUUGCUGAUUCUGUGUAUUUUUUCUGUGGACGUAAUAAAACUUUUUCGUAUUAUGGUGUUAA
Molecule: messenger RNA, 812 nt
Organism: Camellia sinensis
Lineage: Eukaryota; Viridiplantae; Streptophyta; Magnoliopsida; Ericales; Theaceae
Product: peamaclein
Source: RefSeq, a predicted model, not a curated record